AUGUUUAACGACGUUUCCAUCAGUUUACCAGCGAAGGUGCGAGGGCCGGAGGCUGAAGAGGAAUGGCAGGAGGUGGACUGGGUGACAUGGAGCACCGGCACAGUCACCGUGGAUUCAGAGUCAUUCCUUAUUGUGUUCAAGCCGACAGGUGCUGGCAGCGUCAAGGCAAAGCCACUUGGAAAUAUGAUUCGAGCAGCCGCGGUGGGUGGGACUGACGAAAAGACGCUGAUCGUCACCACUUCGGAGUCGAUGCACCGGACGUAUCGCAUGACUUUUCCGACUUCGGAAGAAGCUUCGGAGUUCUCAGCUAUAGCAAGCAGGGCAGAGGUUGCCGCCAACGAUGCUGCUUCCAGAACAAAGGAGACAGGUGAUGUGGAAAGUGGAGAUGCAACGAGGUUGGAACACGAAAUCCGGGCCCAUUUUGUUGAAAGAUGCCCCUUGGUCUUCGGAGGCGCGGAGCUUUACGGGCCGGAUCCUAACGGUGAGGCUUCCAGUGAGGUCCUGCUUGGACGGGGAGUCAUGAUGAUCCUGGAUCCGCAAGAAGACAACAAGCGCGUGGGUAGCUACGAGCUUGCCUUCUUUUCAGAGGACGAGGGUGUGGAGAAGCCAAGCCUGUCCUUCGCGAUAGCUCCAGAGAUGACUCUUUCCAGGCAAGACGCGGAUGAGGAAGCCGACUCCGAUGCGCCCGUGACUUUCGUUCUGCAAGCGCCAACCAUGGCUGCACACUCAGUUUGCUUCGAGGACCAAACGACAGCAGCAAGCUUCUCGCGAGACUUCAAAGUACGGUCCAAGUUGAUGGACCUCUCCCUGAAGACACUUCGAGGCCGUGCUGUGGCACAGGGUCUCCGGGGGGAGCUGACGAGUCUGAAGCAACGGAGUCUCGCCAGCCGGAUAUGGACCGUGCUCAGCUGGGGUCUCCUCAUUGCUGUGCUGAUGGUUACUGGGAGGGCCGUGCAUCUCUAUUCGGAGAACAGCCAGAGACCGCCAGCUGAGUAUGUGUCAGUCAUCGGUCAGGACCUGGCCAACACUGCUUUGCUGUCGGCGUCGACAACUACCGCAGUGGGUGCAAAGGUUUGUCAGAUCACCUUUGGCACUGUGGAUCGUGAUGGGCUUCGUCAAUGCACCAGAGCGACGACGGUCUCCGGCAUGCGGCAGUGCCUUGACUCUCUGACAGGCUAUGCACCUGUGUUGGGCCACAGCUUUCAUGAAGGUAUGUGA
Messenger RNA from Symbiodinium sp. CCMP2592, 1218 nucleotides. The record is from the annotation of a GenBank genome assembly. Lineage: Eukaryota; Dinophyceae; Suessiales; Symbiodiniaceae.